Molecule: messenger RNA, 2041 nt
Organism: Morus notabilis
Lineage: Eukaryota; Viridiplantae; Streptophyta; Magnoliopsida; Rosales; Moraceae
Product: mediator of RNA polymerase II transcription subunit 8
Exons: 13
Coding region: 222-1931 (569 amino acids)
Cellular component (GO): mediator complex
Source: RefSeq, a predicted model, not a curated record
AAAAAAAGACAAUCACUAAAAGGCCAGCAAUUCACCGCCCCACAACAGCCUUCCGUCCGCGUCACUCGGCGAGACACCGACUCCGGCCACGUUCGGCAGACCCUGCCGCCGUCUCCGCCGUCGUAAACUCCACGAUAUCCUCUCUCCACCCCUCGAACUUCCACUCUACAUCGUGAUCUAUUCACGAUCAAUUUGGGGCUGAAUUUGUAUUCUCUCCAACCAUGGCAGGCAUGGAAGGAGUUAUGGUAGCAAAUCAAGCUCAGCCGCCGCAACAACAACAACAACAACAACAGCAGCAGCAGCAGCAGCAAGCAAUCGCCGUGGAGAGGCUAAACGACGCCGUACAGCAACAGCUCAACUUGGAAUCGGUAAAGACUCGAGCUUUGAGCCUCCACAAAGCCAUCUCUCGCACUCUCGAAGAUUUGGACGUCUUCGCUCGCACCAACACCACCCCCAAAUGGCAAGAUAUUUUGGGGCAGUAUUCAAUGGUGAAUAUGGAGCUUUUCAACAUUGUUGACGAAAUUCGGAAGGUUUCCAAGGCCUUUGUGGUUCAUCCCAAGAAUGUCAAUGCCGAAAACUCAACAAUACUCCCGGUUAUGCUUUCGUCGAAGCUGUUGCCGGAGAUGGAAACUGAUGAUAACUCCAAGAAGGAGCUGUUGCUUCUUGGGAUGCAGAACUUACCAGUAGCCUUGCAGAUCGAGAAGUUGAAGGCGCGGAUUGAUAUGAUUGGAGCAGCAUGCGAGAGUGCUGAUAAAGUAUUAGCCGACACUCGUAAAGCCUAUGGUUUUGGAGCUCGACAAGGACCGCCUAUGGUUCCUACUCUCGACAAAGGUCAAGCUGCAAAAAUUCAAGAGCAAGAAAAUCUACUCCGUGCUGCUGUAAAUUAUGGUGAAGGACUACGUUUGCCUGUAGACCAGAGGCAGGUAACGCCUGCACUUCCAAUGCAUCUUGUAGAUGUGCUUACUACAAAUGAUGGAAUGCAAAAUUUCUCUGAAGCAUCUGGCAUGUAUCUUAAGAAUAACCCAAUGGCAUCAAAUAACUUGACUGGUCAAGGCCCUUUGUUACAGGCUACUGGAUCGCAACUUCUUGGAAGAUCAGCCGCAUCUCCUGGGGCUGCCAGUACUACUACUUUUGAUAACACAACAACUUCUCCCCUUCCAUAUGCGAAUUCACCAAGGUCUAGCGCAACCAUGAUGAACACACCAUCUCCGCAGCAACAAAACCAGCAACAACAGCAGCAGCAGCAGCAACAGCAGCAACAGCAGCAGCAACAGAAAUUGAUGCAAUUACCUCAGCAUCAGCAGCAACUUCUUGCUCAACAACAGUUUAGGCAAUCUGCAAUGCAAGGACUAGGACAGAAUCAGUUACCCCAACUUCAUGAUUUACAAGGCCAGUCCCAGCAAAAGUUUCAAUCGUUACAUGGGCAACAUCAGAUGCAAUUUUCUCAGCCAAUGGGGCACCAGCAAUUUCAGAGUAGGCAGCUGCCAUCAGGACAUGUCCAACAUGGAAUUGGUCAAAGUCAACUUAAUCAAGGAAAUCAAUUAAACCGUCAUUUGAGCCAGUUUUCUAGUGCUGCUAAUAGUGCAUUGUUUAAUGCUGCUCAGACGACAACAAAUCCUCAAAUGAUUCCAAAUAUGUCAGCUACAAUGUCAUCGCCAUCACUUCUUCCACGGAUAUCUCAGUUUGGAUUACCUGGAAACAAUCCUCAGAGAACUCAUGCUUCCCAGAUUUUGAGUGAUCAAAUGUUUAACAUGGGAGGAAAUCCCGGAGCCAUGAUGCCUAUGCAGCAGCAGCAGCAGCAUGGCACACAAGGUGCAUUUGGCAACAUGGCCCCAAAUGCUCAGAGUCUUCAGUCCAGCAUGGCCACUCUCCAGAGCAAUCCACAGAGUCAUCCCAAUUUUGCACAACAGAGACAGCAAAAUCAACAAUAAUGAUUCUCUUUCAUUGCGGCGCUCUCUAACAGAGUUUUGGAAAUCGAAGGGGUUGUUCAUUUGUAUUUUUGAGUUAGGUGACUUGAGUGAUGAUUUUGAAUUGAGUUUGA